AUGGACUUUUCACAAACAAGACUGUUGCUCCAGCAAUAUUACAACAUUAACAGUGAAUGCAUCCCACAGCAAAGGGAGAAAUCGAAAUGGAACCCCGAAAACAACUUUGGUUUCUUGCUGGGAGUAAUUGCUUUUGGAAUGGCUACUCACAGAACUCAACUCCACAGCUUACUGGUUUCUAGGCAAUUUAAAGACCAAGAAAACGCUUUUAUCGACUCAAUGUUUGACUAUUAUAUUCGGCCUUUUCACAAGAAUUACAUUACUGAUUCAGAAGUCUGCCACACUCCCUUCGCAGUUUCUUCAGGAACUCCAUCAAGAACUAAUUCUGCAGAAGAUUUAGGUGGUGUGCCAGAAGAAAGGGAGUUGCUCCACAAGGAUUUGAAAAAGGCUGUGGUCAAGAGGGAUGUUGUUUGCUUGUUUUGUUGGAACCGAAAAUCUCUUACAGGGUCUCAUAUUAUUGCUCAAAAUAAUGUCCCAAUGGCUUAUGACGAAGAUUCCCUAUUCAAACGAGCUGGAAUAACACAAAAACACCAAGUGCAAAAUGGGUUGCUGUUAUGCAGAAAUUGUCACAGUCAAUUUGAUUUGUUGAAGCAAUAUGUGGACGUUGCUGAUGAUAAGCUUGUGGUCAAGGUGAUCAACGAGACAAAUGAUGAAACUAGUGAUAAGCACAAAGAAUGGAAGGACACUGUUCGGGUAUUGAAGGGUAAUCGUAUGCUGUGGCAGGAGAACUGGACUGAUAUUGAUAACCGACAAUCAAUGGAAUCUAAUGGAGAAAUGGCGUUGUAUUUCGUCCAAAACAACCCAACCAAAUUACCAAACAGAAACGCUUUGGAAUUCCACAAGACAGCCUGUAUGAUUUGGCGAAUGGCUGUCGGUGCCGAAACAGAUGAUGAAUACUGUUCGGAUGAUGAUGAUUUGGUUCCAGUAGACACUGCUGCGUUGAAAAGACGGUUUAAAAUCCAAGAUUCAGACGAAACUCUAAAUAUCGUUUCUUGACUUUUAAUAAAUGUAAUGCUGUUUAU
Messenger RNA from Batrachochytrium dendrobatidis JAM81, 1022 nucleotides. RefSeq lists its product as uncharacterized. The transcript has a single exon. NCBI's taxonomy places the organism in Eukaryota, Fungi, Chytridiomycota, Chytridiomycetes, Rhizophydiales. The record is from RefSeq and is a predicted model, not a curated record. Bases 1 to 996 code for a protein of 331 amino acids.